GUGGUGCAGCAAGUACAACGACAGAUAUGAAGGUCCUCGCGUUGGUGGUGGCGGUGUCGCUGGCGGCGAUGGCAGCAGCGAAGGCGCCCUCUUCCAGCUACGGGGCGCCCUUCCCCCAGGCGCAGCGCCAGCAGGCGCCGCCAAAGCCCAGGGAUCAGCCCAGGCAACAGCCGCUGCCCCAGACGCAGCAGCAGCCGCAGGCGUUCGCCCAGACGCAGUCGCUCCCGGCUUUCUCAGCACCUGCGUCUUUCUCACCGAUCUCGAGCGCUAGCCCGCGCCUAUUCGGCAGGCAGUUCUUCAUCCCGGCACCAGAACCGUCACGCCUGUCGGACUUGUACCGCCUGCCCAACGAGUACGGCCCGCCACCGGCCACUUUCACCACUACGACUGAGGCCGCCACCACCACGACCGAGGUCCCAACCACUGUCGCUCCUGCUGAUUCUGGGUUCGCCGGUGGCCGCAACGGGGCACUGCGUGAGGCAGAGGAGAGCGGCGUGUACUACGUGCUGCAGCCAGACGGCCGCCUGCAGCGCAUCGCCUACGCCCACGGUCCCGCCCCCGCAUCUGCCGCCCCCCAGCAGCAGCAGCGCGCAGCAUCCAGUGAGCUGUCUGCCCUGCAGCAGCCAGCGCUCACCCCUGGAUACCUGGCACGCUUCCAUUACCAGGACCUGCAUCCUGCCGGCGCUCCCAUCUACACGUAUGGAAAACCCGAACUCGUGCGUGUCAAUUAGGUUGACUGUACCUAUCUCUCUAUUUCUACUUCCAAAAAUAAUGUGGAAAACUGCAAGUCAUUAAUCCUUCAAAUAUCUGAAUGCAACUCAAUCUUAUACAAUUACUCAAAGUGCAUAACAUGUGUGAAAUCAGCAAAUUUUUUGGUGCUACCAUGCACAGUGAUAAACCGUCAUAUGUAAUUUCAUAUGGCCAGACAAAGUAUCUUCACAUUGUUGAAUAACUACUUUGUGAUAUCACGUUGCAUCUAGGAAUCUGCAAUUACCUCAUAAUUAAAAUAUAUCCGCAGAACCCUAUAUUCAAUCUCAGUAGCUUAUGAAGGCACAGAAAAAUGCCAAUAUAACAACACAGUCUAUUUCCUCUGAUCUCACAUAUGACUUGACGGACGAAAUUACACCUCAAAUGUUUGUAACUGUUAGACAAUGAAUGGCAAAUAAGUCACCUUUUGCAAUCCAGACUAUUUCAGUUUCAGACUUACUGACUUCCAGUUAU
Molecule: messenger RNA, 1221 nt
Organism: Schistocerca nitens (vagrant locust)
Lineage: Eukaryota; Metazoa; Arthropoda; Insecta; Orthoptera; Acrididae
Exons: 3
Coding region: 27-731 (234 amino acids)
Source: RefSeq, a predicted model, not a curated record